CUAGCUGCGCCUCUGCACGCUGGUGCUAGUCGUCCGAGGCGCGGCUUGCGCGGUGGACCCUGAGGCACUGCUGCAGGAGUCGCGGAGCCCCGGUGUCCCUAGUACACUCAUCAAGGUCCCAGUUUCUGCAGUCUCUGGAGCAGCUCGCGAUGGCCCCGCGCAAGAAUGCCAAGGGUGGCGGCGGCAACAGCAGCAGCAGCGGCAGUGGCUCGGGCAGCGGUAGCCCGAGUACGGGUAGCAGCGGUAGCAGCAGUAGCCCCGGGGCGCGGAGAGAGGCAAAGCAUGGAGGACACAAGAAUGGUCGGAGAGGAGGAAUUUCAGGCGGCUCCUUUUUCACGUGGUUCAUGGUCAUUGCAUUGCUGGGCGUCUGGACAUCUGUGGCCGUCGUGUGGUUUGACCUUGUCGAUUAUGAGGAAGUUCUAGCCAAAGCAAAGGACUUCCGUUAUAACUUAUCAGAGGUACUUCAAGGAAAGCUAGGAGUCUAUGAUGCAGAUGGUGACGGAGACUUUGAUGUGGACGAUGCCAAAGUUUUAUUAGGCCUUAAAGAACUAUCUACUUCUGAGAGGACAUUUCAGCCGGAGGAGGCAGAGACACAGGCUGAGCUGGAGGAGCAGGCCCCCGAGGGCGAAGAAGUCCAGAAUGUUGAAGAUGAAGUAAAAGAACAACUUCAGUCCCUUCUUCAGGAAUCAGUACACACAGACCAUGACCUCGAAGCAGAUGGGCCAGCAGGAGAACCACAGCCAGAGGUUGAGGACUUCCUCACAGUGACUGACAGCGAUGACAGAUUUGAGGACCUGGAACCCGGGACAGUUCAUGAAGAAACUGAGGAUAGUUACCAUAUGGAAGAGACAGUAUCACAGAACCAUCCAAACGAUCAGGAAGAGAUGAUGAAUGAACAGGAAAACUCAGAUCACAGUGAAGCAGUGAAAGAAGCUGACGGGCUGCAGCAGCAUGCAGAGGAAGUAAGGCACCAAGACUAUGAUGAACCAGUAUAUGAACCUUCAGAAAAUGAAGGGAUAGAGAUUUCAGAUAACACCAUAGAAGAUUCCAACAUAAUUUCAGAAGAAAUAAAUGUCUCCUCUGUGGAAGAACAGCAAGACACACCACCAGUUAAGAAGAAGAAGCCUAAACUUCUGAACAAAUUUGAUAAGACAAUUAAGGCUGAACUGGACGCUGCAGAAAAGCUCCGGAAAAGGGGUAAAAUCGAGGAAGCAGUGAAUGCAUUUGAAGAAUUGGUUCGAAAGUACCCUCAGAGCCCACGAGCAAGAUACGGCAAAGCACAGUGUGAAGAUGACUUGGCAGAGAAGAGGAGAAGCAACGAAGUUUUGCGCAGGGCCAUCGAGACCUACCAGGAGGCAGCCAACCUGCCUGAUGCCCCUACUGACCUGGUGAAGUUGAGCUUGAAGCGACGGUCAGAAAGACAGCAGUUUCUAGGUCACAUGAGAGGUUCUCUACUUACCCUCCAGAGACUAGUUCAGCUGUUCCCUAGUGAUACUACCUUAAAAAACGACCUCGGCGUAGGAUACCUCUUGAUGGGAGACAAUGACAGUGCCAAGAAGGUAUAUGAAGAGGUGCUGAAUGUGACACCGAACGACGGUUUCGCUAAAGUGCAUUAUGGCUUCAUCCUGAAGGCGCAGAACAAGAUAGCUGAGAGUAUUCCCUACUUAAAGGAAGGAAUCGAAUCUGGGGACCCUGGCACGGAUGAUGGCCGGUUUUAUUUCCACUUGGGGGAUGCCAUGCAGAGGGUCGGGGACAAAGAGGCAUAUAAGUGGUAUGAACUUGGGCACAAGAGAGGACAUUUUGCUUCUGUCUGGCAGCGUUCCCUCUACAAUGUGAAUGGUCUGAAGGCUCAGCCGUGGUGGACACCCAGGGAAACUGGCUACACAGAGCUAGUGAAGUCUUUAGAGAGAAACUGGAAAUUAAUCCGUGAUGAAGGCCUCAUGGUGAUGGAUAAAGCCAAGGGUCUCUUCCUGCCUGAGGAUGAAAACCUUCGGGAGAAGGGCGACUGGAGCCAGUUCACACUGUGGCAGCAAGGAAGGAAAAAUGAGAAUGCCUGUAAAGGAGCUCCUAAGACCUGUACUUUACUAGAGAAGUUUUCUGAGACAACAGGAUGCAGAAGAGGACAGAUCAAAUAUUCCAUCAUGCACCCUGGAACUCAUGUGUGGCCACACACAGGACCCACAAACUGCAGGCUUCGAAUGCAUCUAGGGUUGGUGAUUCCCAAGGAAGGCUGCAAGAUCCGCUGUGCCAAUGAGACCAGGACGUGGGAAGAAGGCAAGGUGCUCAUCUUUGAUGACUCCUUUGAGCACGAGGUUUGGCAGGAUGCUUCAUCUUUCCGGCUGAUAUUCAUUGUGGAUGUGUGGCACCCCGAGCUGACCACUCAGCAGAGACACAGCCUCCCUGCAAUUUGAAAGGCAUCCACACAGAUUUAGUUGUUCUCCAAGGAGGCUGCCUUUCUGAUUCCUUUUGGGUGGGGAGAUAGAAGUUCAAGUGCUGUGACUCUUCAUCCCCUUGUCUUACAGCUGAAGACCUCUCAGACUCUUUCAAGAUUAGAACUCACUGGAGGGAGUAUUUGCCUUCCUGCAAUUCAUAUAGGAGACCCCUUGCUUCAUGUCACCCAUGACAGCACAGAGCUGAUGCCUAGAUUGAAGGGGAAUUCUAGGUUGUGUUUUCUACAUGGCUGGCCAAAGAUAUUUUUCUACAUAGAAUAGUGUCUACAUCAAUGUACCUGGAGUAUAUAUUAUAUAUAGAAACUGUGAAUGAAUCACUUUAGUUUGUAAUUUUUCUAUGCAGUUAUAUUUUUCCAAGUAGCUAAACUGUUCUGUCACCAUUUACCCUCAUGUUUUCAUUGACUUUAAUGACAAGAAGUAUAAAUUCUUUACUUCUAACAGUUAAAUAGUAAUCUUCCUGGUAAAUUCAGACAUCUUUCUUGGAGAAAAAAAAGUCACGUGUGAAGAAAAGAACUUUGUUUUCCUAACAUAAAUGGGAAGUUAUUCCAGGAGGCAUGAACUGUGCCAACACUUGCCCUUGUGUCCUCAUUUAGACUCAGUGUCUCCCCCUUUCUUUGUGAUAAUAAUAGAAAGCUCUUAUUUCUAAGAGCAACAUUUUUUUUCUAAUUACACUGAGCAACGCCAUGGAAACAUUUCAUAUUGUGAUAAGAAAAUACAACAGAUAAUGGAGCUUGGAGAGAAAAUAUCACAUGGAAGUGAAACUUCCUGCUCAGAAUCAGGAAGCCAGGUAGCCUGUCCUCUUUGCCUUCUGUACACAAGGCUUGGAAUCUGCAGGGUCUGCCUACUGUAGAUCCACUUGAGUGUCAAGAAGAUAUCCACUUGAGUGUUAAGAAGAUGACCUCUUGGUUUCUGAGAGUCUCCAUUAUUUUAUCCAUGUAGGAACAGCAACAUAGGAAGUGCCCAGGGAUGCUAACAUCCUAGGUGGUCAAACAUGCUUGAUUACGAAUUUGCAGGGCUUUUCCAUCUUCUUUUCUCAAAAUAAUGUCAGCCAUCUCAUUAUAUUUUGAAGCAGCCUUUCACAGGCAUGUUUGAUCUGAGUGCUACCCAUGGCUGAGAAAGAGCAGUAGAACGCCAUCCUCCUCCUCAAGAUGAUCAUUAGUAAGGCAUUACUGCUUUUUAUUUUCUAUUUUAAAAUUAAAGAUAACUCAAGCCUUAGAAUGUAAUGACAUUCAUGCACUGAUCUAUAAGCCAGUUGAACAACACUGCCACAGAAAUGGCUGGUAUUCAGGCCCCUCACAUAGACAAAACCAAUGUAAAAACAAGCAGCUUUCUGUACCUCACGUAAAGAGCAAUUCAUUGAAAUUGAUCCUGUCCCUUUUAUCUUAAGGACAUUAGCUCUUAGUAGGAAAGUUUACAAAAUAUGUGUCCCGUUCUUAAAAUAGGUGCAUGUUCCUUCCUUUGCCAGUGUUCAAAAAUUCCUCUAAAACAGAUGGCAAAGGCAUGAGGGGAAAUAUCAAAUCCUUAACAAAUUCCAGAAAAAGAAAACAAACUCACAGACAACAAAAAAGUUAUUUGUGUUCUUCAGUAUUUAUUAAACGGAGGAACUUACUGACAAAAGGCAAUACAAUCCAGUGUUCAUGUAGUAACCCUUGGUUACCCACUGGGUUUGGUCUUCCUACAUAUUACAUACACAUAACGAAAUGCAAACCAUGUGUUCUCAUUGUUAAACUAUCACCUUACAUUCAUGUAAUAAAAGGGUGGAAAUGAGUGAAAAUUAGCUUUUAACUUAGUAAAUAUAACAUGUUUUUUAAAAUAUGGUCAUUACAGUAGGAUUCUAAAUAUUGCCAUGUGAAAAGCCAGAAGUAUCAUUACCAUUACAAGGGUUGGCAGUAGCUGACUCCAACAGCAUUUUGAGGACUUGGAUCCCACGUUGAUCUUAGAAACACAAGCAAUAAAAGAUUUUCUAAUUCACUUUAA
Molecule: messenger RNA, 4427 nt
Organism: Grammomys surdaster
Lineage: Eukaryota; Metazoa; Chordata; Mammalia; Rodentia; Muridae
Gene: Asph
Product: aspartate beta-hydroxylase
Exons: 25
Coding region: 150-2411 (753 amino acids)
Biological process (GO): peptidyl-aspartic acid hydroxylation
Cellular component (GO): membrane; endoplasmic reticulum
Molecular function (GO): protein binding; peptidyl-aspartic acid 3-dioxygenase activity
Source: RefSeq, a predicted model, not a curated record